AUGCGGUGGCUGGUGCUGGCCCUGCUCUGCCUUGGGCUCGGGGAGGGGAUGGUGAGGAUCCCGCUGAGGAAAGGCAGGUCCGUGCUGGAGGUGAUGAGAGAGAAGGGGAUGCCGGAGGGGUUCCUGAAGCAACUCAGAGGGGACCCCGGUAGGAAAUACCAGCUCAGUUACGCAGUGGCUUACGAACUGCUAACAAACUACCUGGAUUCCUUCUACUUCGGGGAGAUCAGCAUCGGGACCCCCCCGCAAAAUUUCCUGGUGCUCUUCGACACCGGCUCUGCCAACCUGUGGGUGCCCUCCACCUACUGCCGGACUCCAGCCUGCGCAAAUCACGCCAGGUUCAACCCCAGCCUGUCGUCCACCUUCUCGGGCAUUGGAGUGAACUACACCCUGAGCUACGGGUUCGGUGACCUGCUGGUGGUGUUAGGGUACGACACCGUGACAAUCCAGAACAUCAUCAUCAGGAGCCAGGAGUUCGGCCUGAGCCUGGCGGAGCCCAGCAGACCCUUUUACUACCUGGACUUCGAUGGGAUUUUGGGCAUGGCUUACCCGGGCGUUGGCAUCGGCGGUUACAACACGCUGGUGCAGAACAUGCUGGAGCAGAGCCUGCUCACCGACCCCGUCUUCAGCUUCUAUUACUCACGCAACCCGACAUAUAGUUACGGCGGGGAAGUCAUCCUCGGAGGGGCUGACCCCCAGCUGUACUCCGGGGAGGUUUUAUGGGCUCCCGUGGUCCAGGAAUUGUACUGGAAGAUCGGUAUUGAGGAGUUCUCCAUCGGGCUGUCAGCCACCGGCUGGUGCAGCCAAGGCUGUCACGGCAUCAUGGACACCGGGACGUUCCUGCUAGCUACCAUCCCAGGACAAUUCAUGUCAGCCUUCCUGCAGGCGCUGGGUGCGGAGGAGAAUGACUAUGGGUUCGUCGUCGACUGCAGCAGCGUCCCGAGCAUGCCCACCCUCUACUUUGCCGUCAGUGGAACCCAGUUACCGCUGCCUCCCUCCAUCUAUGUCUUAAACAACAAUGGCAUCUGCACCGUUGGGGUCGAGAGCACGUAUGUGCCCUCCGACAGCGGCCAGCCGCUCUGGAUCCUCGGCAACCUCUUCCUCCGGCAGUAUUACUCCAUCUUCGACAUGGCCAACAACAGAGUUGGCUUUGCCCUGUCAGCCUAG
This is a messenger RNA of Nipponia nippon (crested ibis), 1167 nucleotides long. Its product is annotated as pepsin B-like. Gene Ontology annotation, biological process: proteolysis. The record is from RefSeq and is a predicted model, not a curated record. Gene Ontology annotation, molecular function: aspartic-type endopeptidase activity. Lineage: Eukaryota; Metazoa; Chordata; Aves; Pelecaniformes; Threskiornithidae.